AUGCGCGCGAAUCUCUUGCCUCCCCGCGCGGCCUCCUCUCACCUCGUCGCGUGUCCUCCUCUCGCCUGCCCCACGCGUGCUUCUCUCGCCUCCCCGCGCGUGCUCCUCUCGCCUCCCCUCGCAUGCUCCUCGACCCCCCCCGCGCGUGCGGCUCUUGCCUCCCCGCGCAUCCUCCUCUCGCCUCACCUUGCGUGCUCCACUCGCCUCCCCGCGUGUGCUCCUCUCUCCUCAUCUUUCGGGGUGACCGCGCCACCGUGCGCGUGCGCCUCUCUCCAUGCCUUGCGUAAUCUAUCGCCUCCCCGCGCGUGCUCCUCUCUCCUCACGUUGCUUGCUUCUCUCGCCUUCCCAUGCGUGCUCCUCUCUCCUCACCCUACGUGCUCCUCUCGCCUCCCCGCGCGUGCUCCUCUCUCCUCACCUUGCGUGCUCUUCUCUCCUCACCUUGCGUCCUCCUCUCUCCUCACCUUGCGUCCUCCUCUCUCCUUACUUUGCGUGCUCCUCUCUCCUCACCUUGCGUGCUCCUCGCUUCUCACCUUGCGUCCUCCUCUAUCCUCACCUUGCGUGCUUCUCGCUUCUCACCUUGCGUCCUCCUCUAUCCUCACCUUGCGUGCUCCUCACACCUCACCUUGCGUGCUCUUCUCUCCUCACCUUGUGUCCUCCUCUCUCCUCACCUUGCGACUGCCUCUCUCCUCACCUUGCGUGCUCCUCUCUCCUCACCUUGCGUGCUCCUCUGGCCUCCCCGCGCGUGCCCCUCUCUUUUCACCUUGCGUCCUCCUCUCUCCUCACCUUGCGUGCUCCUCUCUCCUCCCCUUGCGUGCUCCACUCUCCUCACCCUGCGUCCUACUCUCUUCUCACCUUGCGUCCUUCUCUAUCCUCACCUUGCAUGCUCCUCACUUCUCACCUUGCGUGCUCUUCUCUCCUCACCUUGCGUGCCCCUCUCUCCUCACCUUGCGUCCUCCUCUCUCCUCACCUUGCGUGCUCCUCUCUCCUCAACAUGCGUGCUCCUCUCUCCUCCCCUUGCGUGCUCCUCUCUCCUCAGCUUGCGUGCUCCUCUCUCCUCGCCUUGCGUCCUCUCUCCUCCCCGCGUGUGCCUCUCUCUCCUCACCUUGCGUCCUCCUCUCUCCUCACCUUGCGUGCUCCUCUCUCCUCACCAUGCGUGUUCCUCUCUCCUCACCUUGCGUGCUCCUCUCUCCUCACCUCCCGUGCUCCACUCUGACAGGUGGGGUGCUCCUCUCUCCUCACCUCCCGGGUUUUGCUCUGACAGGUGGGGUGCUCCUCUCUCCUCCCCUCCCGUGCUCCACUCUGACAGGGCAGGGUGCUCCUCUCUCCUCACCUCCCGUGCUCCACUCUGACAGGGCAGGGGUGCUCCUCUCUCCUCACCUCCCGUGCUCCACUCUGACAGGGCAGGGUGCUCCUCUCUCCUCACCUCCCGUGCUCCACUCUGACAGGGCAGGGUGCUCCUCUCUCCUCACCUCCUGGCAGGGUGCUCCUCUCUCCUCACCUCCCUUGCUCCACUCUGACAGGUGGGGUGCUCCUCUCUCCUCACCUCCCGUGCUCCAUUCUGAUAGGUGGGGUGCUCCUCUCUCCUCACCUCCCGUGCUCCACUCUGACAGGUGGGGUGCUCCUCUCUCCUCACCUCCCUUGCUCCACUCUGACAGGUGGGGUGCUCCUCUCUCCACACCUCCCGUGCUCCACUCUGACAGGUUGGGUGCUUCCGGACCUGUUGUUUAG
Molecule: messenger RNA, 1728 nt
Organism: Closterium sp. NIES-65
Lineage: Eukaryota; Viridiplantae; Streptophyta; Zygnematophyceae; Desmidiales; Closteriaceae
Source: the annotation of a GenBank genome assembly